AGAGAGAGAGAGUAUUAUGGUCUGCCUGGAAUUCUGAACGCGAGAGAAGGCGGACUCGCUCGCGCAGCCUAAGCCUCUCCGCAAGCUAACGGUAGCGCGAGAGAGGUAAACAUGGAGCUGUCUGCCGUCGGAGAAAGGGUCUUCGCGGCCGAGUCGAUUAUAAAAAGGCGAAUAAGGAGAGGUCGAAUGGAAUAUCUCGUGAAAUGGAAGGGCUGGUCACCGAAGUACAGUACUUGGGAGCCCGAAGAAAAUAUCCUGGAUUCCCGGCUCUUCGCCGCUUUCGAAGAGAGGGAACGUGAGAGGGAGCUUUUCGGACCCAAGAAAAGAGGACCGAAGCUCAAGACCUUCCUUCUGAAGGCUCAGGCAAAAGCCAAAGCAAGAUCCUAUGAGUUCCGUGGUGAAUCUUCACGGAGCAUGCGAGUCACGUACCCCAGCCCUGAGCCUCUGGUUACCCCAAGGGCUCGGGAGGGUCUGCGUGCAGUGGUCCCAACUAUCUUUCCCCCCAGCACAGUCAACAGAGGUGAAAGUGUGCGGCUCCCCCUUCCAGAACCGGCCCGGGAAUAUCGCCCACAUCCCUCGUCGAGACCCAGCUCCGAUGGCUUCAUACCCACACCCAAAAAGAGAGGCCGGAAGCCUAAGCUCCGAUUCCCAGAGGGAUUUCCGAGCAGCCUGCACCCAGACCAGGCCAGGAGGAGGGCGGAUGAGUCCAUAUCUGGCAUCCCAUCCAAGAUGGCACGGCUUGGCCUUGGGGAGGAUGAGGAGGACGGUCAUUCCGAUCUGAGAGCCAUGAAAGCGGACCACAGACACCAGACGUCCCCUCUGUAUCCCCACAAGCAGCACACGACCGUCCCCUCCGUGGACUGGAGCCUCGACUCCUCUAGAAGGAAUUUGGACAUGCAGCAGUGCAGGACUAGAGAACAUGGCAGCGGUUUGCACCGGCAACACCUAAAGCACCUUAAACACCUCAGCCAUCAGAGGGCGCUAGAGCCUGGGGCGCAUGCGACCAGGCAGCAGCGGCAGCCUACCCUCAUCGCCAAGAUUCCUGUAGCACGGAUAUUCGGGGAACCCGAGGAGGAAGAUGAGGAGGAGGAAGACAAGGAGGAUGCUUGGAGCCCCUGUUUCAGCAAUGUGGAGAAGGUCAUCAUCACAGACGUGACGACAAACUUUUUGACUGUAACUAUCAAAGAGAACAGCACAGACAAAGGCUUCUUUAAAGACAAGAGAUGAAAUGAUGACUGUCAACUAUACCUAAAUAUGUAAUUAGAUUUUUUUUUUCUCCCAUUAUUUUCAUAAAUCGGUGAUCAAAAUGUUCUGUAUAUUGUAUAUAGAUAUCAAGAUUUUAUUCCAUUUUCUGUGUUCACACUGAAACCUGUAUUUAAAUGUAAUGGCACCGCUGUUGUUAAAUUCGGCUGGUGGAGAGAGAUUUGCAUGCGCUAGAAAUGGUCACAGUCGAGAUGCGUGUACGACUACCGGUUGUCAAUAGAACUGUGUUUAGAUAUGUAUAUUCGGUUCCCACAUUUACUUCUUGUAAAGCAGACUUCAUUUUUAUCGAAAAUUGUGUACUAAAUGUAUUAAGCUACUGAUUUGCUUCCCAGAUGAGUACUUCUGAGUUUAGUUCUUUUAUUUACUUAAUUGCCAGCAUACUGAAAAUGUGCGAUUUUGUUAAAGUGGGCCUUCGUUAAACUUGAAAAGUUUAGUAGGCUACGAGUUAAAUUACACAAUGUAUUUUGGCAGAGAAUUUUCACAGUGAAGUUCCUCGGUAUAAAUUAUCCGGAGCACUAAUAAUGACUGAGAGUACGUCAGAUAGGCGAUUUGAAAUGUAAUUGUUUUCUGUAAGGUUAUUGCAACCGCUUGCGCAUUAUAUGUGAUGUUCUUGUUGA
Electrophorus electricus (electric eel) is the source of this 1880-nucleotide messenger RNA. RefSeq names its product chromobox homolog 8b (gene cbx8b). Gene Ontology annotation, biological process: negative regulation of transcription by RNA polymerase II. Gene Ontology annotation, cellular component: PRC1 complex; chromatin. The record is from RefSeq and is a predicted model, not a curated record. Gene Ontology annotation, molecular function: chromatin binding. NCBI's taxonomy places the organism in Eukaryota, Metazoa, Chordata, Actinopteri, Gymnotiformes, Gymnotidae.